CGCGUAUUUCCAUGGCAGAUUCGCGCUGCUAAUUUCAUACACUGAGUACAAAAAGCCUUUGUUGCCUCCUAGCUUUUCUUAUAAGCUGAAGCGGAUUUAAUCAAUCGCCGUCAUGAAUAUCUUCAGGUUGUCGGCCGAUUUUUCUCAUCUUGCAUCUAUAUUUAUCCUUUUGCAUAAGAUGAAAUCUUCAAGUAGCUGUUCAGGACUAUCAUUCAAGUCGCAGGCACUGUAUUUAAUGGUUUUUGUGACGCGUUAUCUUGAUUUGUUCUGGGCUUUCACGGACUCCCUCUAUAAUACCACAUUCAAGAUUAUGUUUAUUGGCUCAUCGGCUUAUAUCAUUUACCUCAUGCUUAACGACUAUAAGCCAACGCAUGACCCCAAUACUGAUACAUUCAAAGUGCAGUAUCUUCUUGGCUUCAGCGCUCUAUUGGCUCUCCUUUUCCCACACGAUUAUAGCAUUUCCGAGAUUCUCUGGACGUUCUCCAUCUGGCUCGAAUCCGUCGCUAUCUUGCCCCAGCUUUUCAUGCUGCAGCGCACCGGGGAGGCGGACACUAUUACGACACAUUAUUUAUUUGCACUGGGGCUAUACCGAGCCCUCUAUAUUCCCAACUGGAUCUAUCGGUAUCUUGCGGAGCGUCAUUUCCAACCAAUCCCGGUCAUAGCGGGCAUAGUGCAAACUUUAUUGUAUUCCGAUUUCUUUUAUAUCUACUACACAAAGGUUAUGAAGGGGAAGAAGUUCUCGCUGCCUGUCUAAAUUCGGGAUUAAUGCUGAAUGAACCGGUCAUUAAAUGGAGUUGUGUAUCUGAGGAGACUGAUAAUUGGUUUAGUUGUGUGAAUUAUCAUGUGUCUCAAAUUCUCACGAAAUGCCACUGCUGUCCAGCAACAAAUGUUCUUGUCGUCUCAACCAACAUUUCCA
Aspergillus ibericus CBS 121593 is the source of this 916-nucleotide messenger RNA. RefSeq names its product ER lumen protein retaining receptor. NCBI's taxonomy places the organism in Eukaryota, Fungi, Ascomycota, Eurotiomycetes, Eurotiales, Aspergillaceae. The transcript has 6 exons. The record is from RefSeq and is a predicted model, not a curated record. The coding region runs from base 113 to 754 and encodes 213 amino acids. Gene Ontology annotation, cellular component: endoplasmic reticulum; membrane; cis-Golgi network. Gene Ontology annotation, molecular function: ER lumen protein retrieval receptor activity. Gene Ontology annotation, biological process: endoplasmic reticulum to Golgi vesicle-mediated transport; protein retention in ER lumen.